AUGUUCCCCGGAGGCUCUGGCUCACAGGAACCCUUUUCUUCCAGCAGGUAUCAAUCAAAUCCACCAAAACUCACGGACUCGCAAUCCAACGUUCGGCCUUUGUGUCCACUGAUCCAGUCGGUGGAGACUUCGGACUUUUCAGAAGGCAUUCUUCCUGGACCUGACUCUCACUGGCCCAUUCACCCCAUUCAGAGUUCUAUUUCUUCUGUGCAAGGCGGUGCACAAUCAACACAAGAAUUUGCACUGGCGCUUUCCUCACAUCACUCCACGAAGCUGGACACCACGGAUCAGCCUCACAAUCUGACAGGAUCGAACUAUUCACCCACGGGGUCAAUACCCCUGUCUUCUAUCGAGGACACAACUGCCAUUAAGGAAGAGAUUGAUUCGGAAGAUUCACGCGGCCUUGGCAUCUCAUCAUAUCCCAUGUCAGUAGCAUCAGACACUUAUUUUGCUGGCCCAAUGCAGCAGAACACUCAUCAAUAUGCGUGGACAAACCGGCCUUAUCAGCCUUUGCAGCCGCCAUCAGGACAAAUGAGUCCGUCAUUUCCACCUUCACAUCCCUUAUACUCUUCGUCGAGCUAUCCAAUGGGCUAUCCCGGCCAUACAAACGUGCCAAUGCAUGGAUACCAACCGCAAGAAUCUCAAUUACCGGCUUCUUAUCUCGCAGGACCUGGCAAUCCUCCCCGUCACAGCCAGGCUCGAAGUCCGCCUAUCGCCCGUCCCUUCCACCCUCAAUCUGCUUCGAGCACUCCUCAGCCCGGGCAGCCUCUCAUGACAUCUCCUCCUUAUAUGAUAAACCAACCUGCCUACUACUUUCCCGACACAUCAUCCAUCCCAUCACACCCUGCCUCCACCAGCUCUCACCCACCAUCGACAGCUGCUCCCGAGCCAAUUUAUUCUUCACCAGAAUCAGCUGCUGCUACAGACUCUGACCAUCCAAUCCGAGUGCUUAGCUUACGCCCGCGACCGCAGUGCUGGGACCAUGGCUGCAAUGGUCGUGAGUUCUCAACAUUUAGCAAUCUCCUCCGCCAUCAACGAGAAAAGUCGGGAGUGGUAGCAAAGGCUGAAUGCCCAAUAUGCGGCGCGGUAUUUACACGUACAACCGCACGCAAUAUCCAUGUUGCGCAGGGCAAGUGUAAAAGCUCAGGCAGGGAAUCAUCCGCUGAGUAG
This is a messenger RNA of Penicillium coprophilum, 1170 nucleotides long. RefSeq lists its product as uncharacterized. The coding region runs from base 1 to 1170 and encodes 389 amino acids. The record is from RefSeq and is a predicted model, not a curated record. NCBI's taxonomy places the organism in Eukaryota, Fungi, Ascomycota, Eurotiomycetes, Eurotiales, Aspergillaceae. The transcript has 6 exons.